CCCCAUCUCCCACCCCACCCCACCCCAUUUAUCUUUCUAUAUUUGCUUGAACUUUCCCAUUUUAGCUUUAUCUCUUCAGUAACAAGUAAACUUGUCAACAUAUCUGCUGCUUUUUUCUUCACAAUAUCUCUACUUGUUUUUUUUUUUUGUUUCCUCAGAUUCUUGCUAAUGAGACUGAAUCAGAUCCAAGUAAUGCUAAACGUGGUUUUAAAAUCACUUCUUCUUUUGUGAACUUUUGGGUUUUUGGGUACCAAAAAGAUCAUUUUUUAAGUCUCAGCAGUGAUGAAUUUAGGCCUUAAUUCUUGAUUUUUUUGUGUUAUACUUAAUUCUAGAGAAUUUUUCUUUGUGGGGUUUUAUUUAAGGUAAAUUCUUGAUUUUUGGGUGUCAAAAAAGAUCAGUUUUUUAAUGUCAACAAUGAAAAAUUCAGGUCAAUUCUUUACAAUUGGGCUAGUUACAGCUUGGUAUUCAUCAAAUAUUGGGGUUUUAUUACUGAACAAAUAUUUGUUAAGUAAUUAUGGGUUUAAAUAUCCAAUCUUUUUAACUAUGUGUCAUAUGACAGCUUGUUCUUUACUAAGUUAUAUAGCAAUUGCUUGGAUGAAAAUGGUCCCAAUGCAAACUAUAAGAUCUAGAGUUCAAUUCCUGAAAAUCUCAGCUUUGAGUCUUGUUUUUUGUACUUCUGUUGUUAGUGGAAAUAUUUCACUUAGGUAUUUGCCUGUAUCAUUUAAUCAAGCUAUUGGUGCUACUACACCUUUUUUUACUGCUAUCUUUGCUUAUUUGAUGACACUGAAAAGGGAGGCUUGGUUGACUUAUAUCACUCUAAUUCCUGUUGUCACCGGCGUAAUCAUUGCUAGUGGGGGUGAACCAAGUUUUCAUCUAUUUGGAUUCAUAAUAUGUGUCGGUGCAACAGCUGCAAGAGCACUCAAGUCAGUGCUUCAGGGGAUUUUGCUGUCUUCUGAAGGGGAGAAGCUGAAUUCCAUGAACCUUCUACUCUAUAUGGCUCCUAUAGCAGUUGUGUUUCUAUUACCGGCGACGCUUAUGAUGGAAGAAAACGUAGUUGGCAUCACAUUGGCACUUGCAAGAGAUGAUAGUAGAAUAAUCUGGCUUUUGCUAUUCAAUUCUGCCCUUGCAUAUUUUGUAAAUCUCACCAACUUUCUGGUGACAAAGCACACCAGUGCUCUAACACUUCAGGUCCUGGGAAAUGCGAAAGGAGCUGUAGCUGUUGUCAUCUCAAUCUUAAUAUUUAGAAACCCGGUGUCAGUCACAGGGAUGCUCGGCUAUGCACUGACAGUUUUUGGGGUCAUACUCUAUAGUGAAGCGAAGAAACGUAGUAAAUGAACAUUGAAAAAUCUUCAACUUGCAACUUCUGACAUUAAUUGUCUGUUGAAGAAACAAUAGUUCAACUUUCAGAGGCAAGUUGGAUCAUGCUUUUGCAAUUGUUGUCACAGAUUUUUUCCUCGAAUUUGUAUCUUUUUUCCCGGAAACCUGGGAAACAGACUUUCCAUCUGUAUCGGCCAAGAGAUAAAAUAGGCUGAAUAGAAAGUCUUAAGAAGUUACUUGAUCUAUCUAUCCAUUCAUUCCUGGCAUGGAUAGUAUAGAUAUGUUUUGUUUUUGUUUUUUUCAGGAAGAUUGUAAAACUGGGACUGCACAAUAUGUUACCUAUAGUUGUCAAAUUUUGAUUUAUUAAUGGAAGGAUCUCAAAAUUGGAGAUCUGCAAACGGCUAUGUGAUUUCUUUC
Messenger RNA from Nicotiana tabacum (common tobacco), 1734 nucleotides. RefSeq names its product putative sugar phosphate/phosphate translocator At3g11320. The record is from RefSeq and is a predicted model, not a curated record. NCBI's taxonomy places the organism in Eukaryota, Viridiplantae, Streptophyta, Magnoliopsida, Solanales, Solanaceae.